Molecule: messenger RNA, 1927 nt
Organism: Trifolium pratense (red clover)
Lineage: Eukaryota; Viridiplantae; Streptophyta; Magnoliopsida; Fabales; Fabaceae
Product: lipase-like
Exons: 8
Coding region: 291-1676 (461 amino acids)
Source: RefSeq, a predicted model, not a curated record
AUAUAUAUAAUUCACAUAACAACCACAACUCAAAAAGAACACAAACAUCUUCCAUUCAUUCAUUCAUUCUUAACCUUAAUAAGAAAUUUUUGUUUUAUGUAAAAUCAAGGGUUUUUCAUUUUUCUUCAAGGGUUGAAACUUUUCUGAUUUUAACCCUUUAAUCUUCUUUCAAGAGCCUUCUUUUUUGUUAUCUUUUUUGUUUUUGAAGCUAAAAAGAAGGCUCUUGUGUAUUAUUAUUCAAAGAUUUUUUCUUUGUUUUUUGGGUUUCAUUGUUAAUUGAUUCUGCAAAAAUGUUGAGAUUAUGGGUUAGUUAUUUGCAAUUGGUGGAGCUUUUUGUGAGUUCAUUGGUUCAUUUGCUUUAUGGGUUUUACAUAUUUAGUUCAGCUGUUGCUGGAGAUCUAUCAAUGGUUCUUAAUGAAUAUUUUCAAAAACCUAAUAUGAAUGUUGUUGAGGAUAAAGAAAAAUUGAUUCUUGAUGAAAAUCUUGAUGAUGAUCUUCCUCCUAUUGUUUUGGUUCAUGGAAUUUUUGGAUUUGGCAAAGGGAGGUUGGGUGGUUUGUCAUACUUUGCUGGAGCAGAGAAGAAAGAUGAAAGGGUUCUUGUUCCUGAUCUAGGUUCUUUAACAAGUAUCUAUGAUAGGGCUAGAGAAUUGUUCUAUUAUUUAAAAGGAGGACAAGUUGAUUACGGCGAAGAACAUAGCAAGGAGUGUGGACAUUCGCAGUUUGGAAGAAUCUAUGAACAAGGGCAUUAUCCUGAGUGGGAUGAAGAUCAUCCUAUUCAUUUUGUUGGACAUUCAGCCGGAGCACAGGUGGUUCGUGUUUUGCAACAAAUGCUUGCCGAUAAGGCAUUCAAAGGAUAUGAAAACACUUCAGAAAAUUGGGUGUUAAGCAUCACAUCCUUAUCCGGAGCAUUUAACGGGACUACAAGAACCUACAUAGAUGGCAUGCAGCCAGAAGAUGGGAAAACAUUGAAACCUAUUUGCCUGCUACAGCUAUGCCGAAUUGGGGUGAUAUUAUACGACUGGUUAGACAUUUCCUGGUUGAAAAACUACUACAAUUUUGGGUUUGAUCACUACAACAUGUCAUGGAGAAAGAUGGGUAUAUGGGGUCUUGUUGAUUGCCUGAUGGGGAAUGCAGGUCCAUUUGCAUCAGAGGAUUGGAUCCUCCCUGAUCUUACAAUUCAAGGGUCUAUUAAAAUCAACUACCAUCUUCAUACAUUCCCUAACACAUACUACUUCAGCUACGCGACAAAACAGACAAGGAAGAUCAUGGGCGUCACGGCUCCUUCAAGCAUACUCGGAAUUCACCCCAUGCUUUUCAUAAGAGUAUUGCAAAUGAGCCAGUGGACUCAUCCUUCAGAUGUUUCUCCCCCUUAUAAAGGAUACAGGGAUGAGGACUGGCAAGACAAUGACGGAGCACUAAACACAAUAUCAAUGACUCAUCCUCGACUCCCAAUUGAACACCCCAACCAUUUUGUGGAAAAGGAAUCGGAUUGCCAACCAAUGCAACCUGGCAUCUGGUACUACAAAUACGUGGAGGGUGAUCAUAUAUUAUUCAUUGUUAAUCGGGAGAGAGCAGGAGUGCAGUUCGACUUGAUCUACGACAGUAUUUUCGAACGAUGCAGGAAGCAUGUAUUUAGGAAGAAGCUUCCGACAAUGCCGAAUGAAAUCCAUCACUAGCAGACUUUUAUAUGUCACAAGAUAUAGGCCAUUCAUUUCAAUUAGACGUCCCUCCUCUUCAUCUUUGUAAAUGUAAAUACUAUAAAAAUAUUGCAAUGUCCUUCACUUUUAUACCACCAAUUUCUGUAACUUGUAGGAUUGUGAGAGAGAGAGAUAUCAGAGGCUUUAGGUAUUUACAAUACAAACACAUCACAAUAGUGUAUACAAUUGUAUCAAGUAUAUAAAAUGAAAUAUCAUGAAAGUUUCUGGUC